Molecule: messenger RNA, 438 nt
Organism: Drosophila hydei
Lineage: Eukaryota; Metazoa; Arthropoda; Insecta; Diptera; Drosophilidae
Product: larval cuticle protein III/IV-like
Exons: 2
Coding region: 1-438 (145 amino acids)
Cellular component (GO): chitin-based extracellular matrix
Molecular function (GO): structural constituent of chitin-based larval cuticle
Source: RefSeq, a predicted model, not a curated record
AUGAAUGCAGAGCUCACAAAGCAACUAACGUCCACAGACUGCACAAUGUACAAGCUUUUCAUCCUCGCUGCACUUGUGGCCUGCGCCGUCGCCGCCCCGCGUCCAAUUGGUGAAGACGCUCAAGUUGUCAGAUACGAUAUACAAGCCGAAACGGAUGGAUCCUUCAGUAGCAACGUGGAGUUGACCGAUGGCACGAUUUUAUCGCAGGAAGGCCAGGGUGGAGUUUAUGCAAAGGGACUCGUUUCUUAUACAUCCCCCGAAGGCAUUCCAAUUCAAUUGACCUAUGUGGCCGAUGAGAAUGGGUACCAGCCUCAGUCAGAUGUGCUGCCCAUUGCACCCCCAAUCCCUGAAGAUAUUGCAAAGUCGAUUCGAUACAUCCAGGAACAUCCCACGCCGGAAGAGUUGGCCGAUCGUGAGGUGCGCGCUCGCCAAUUUUAA